Xenopus laevis (African clawed frog) is the source of this 5615-nucleotide messenger RNA. RefSeq names its product SWI/SNF related, matrix associated, actin dependent regulator of chromatin, subfamily a, member 4 L homeolog (gene smarca4.L). Gene Ontology annotation, biological process: chromatin remodeling; regulation of DNA-templated transcription. The coding region runs from base 213 to 5033 and encodes 1606 amino acids. Gene Ontology annotation, molecular function: DNA binding; histone binding; nucleotide binding. The transcript is spliced from 35 exons. The record is from RefSeq and is a predicted model, not a curated record. Lineage: Eukaryota; Metazoa; Chordata; Amphibia; Anura; Pipidae. Gene Ontology annotation, cellular component: nucleus.
CGUAUUGACGUAACGCGCAUGCGGCGUGCUAGGCUGCUGAAAGAAAGAGGGAGGGUGAACAGAGAAAUUGAGCCGAGGUAGCGGCGGGAACGACCCGGUGUUCCCGGCAAUAGUUGGCAAGAGACGGCAGAAGGAUCCGGGGGCAAGUUAGCAGUGCAGCACGUUUGAAUUCAGCGUCCGGUUUGCAGUGACUGGAUCUUCUCUCUGCUGUGAUGUCUACCCCAGACCCUCCAAUGGGGGGCACUCCCCGGCCUGUUCCUUCUCCUGGGCCAGGGCCUUCUCCUGGAGCUAUGCUUGGCCCCAGUCCAGGACCCUCUCCUGGCUCCGCACACAGCAUGAUGGGACCAAGCCCUGGGCCACCUAUUCCCCCACAGGGGCCUGCUGGGUACCCACCUGAAAAUAUGCACCAGAUGCAUAAGCCAAUGGAUUCCAUGCAUGACAAAGCAAUGCCUGAAGACCCCCGUUACAAUCAGAUGAAGGGUAUGGGCAUGAGACCCGGGGGUCACUCUGGGAUGGGGCCUCCACCUAGUCCUAUGGACCAGCACUCCCAAGGAUACCCAUCUCCUUUGGGCAACUCUGAGCAUGUGUCCAGCCCUGUACCCUCUAAUGGUCCUCCAUCUGGUCCUCCAAUGCCUUCAGGGCCAUCAGCAGUGACAAUGGAGAACUCUGACCCACAGCAGCAGGCGAGCCGAAGUCCUACUCCCUUCAACCAGAACCAGCUGCACCAGUUACGGGCUCAGAUAAUGGCUUACAAAAUGCUGGCCAGGGGGCAACCUUUACCCGACCACCUUCAGAUGGCAGUGCAAGGAAAAAGACCCAUGCCUGGGAUACAACAACAGAUGCCAACACUACCUCCACCUGCUGCUUCAGGAACCGGCACUGGUCCUGCUCCAGGUCCAGUGCCCCCUAAUUACAACAGACCUCAUGUUCUACUAGGAAUGGCUGGUCCUACUAUGCCACCUCCUGGCCCAUCAGGAGCUCCUCCUGGAAUGCCUGGCCACCCUGUUGGUGCUCCACCUAAGCCUUGGCCUGAAGGUCCCUUGGCUAAUGCAGCUGCUCCUGCCGCUGCUCCCCAGAAGCUAAUUCCUCCACAGCCUACAGGCCGCCCUUCCCCUGCUCCUCCUGCUGUGCCUCCUGCUGCCUCCCCAGUAAUGCCACCACAAACACAGUCUCCAGGCCAGCCUGCUCAGCCUCCUCCCAUAGUACAGUUUCACCCAAAGCCCAACCGUAUCACUCCCAUACAGAAACCCCGAGGCCUGGAUCCUGUGGAGGUGCUACAGGAAAGGGAGUACAGACUGCAGGCGAGAAUUGCACACAGGAUCCAGGAACUGGAAAAUCUUCCUGGUUCUUUGCCUGGUGACCUAAGGACCAAAGCUACCAUAGAGCUGAAAGCUUUAAGGCUCCUCAAUUUUCAGAGACAACUGCGGCAAGAAGUGGUGGUCUGCAUGCGGAGGGACACUGCCCUCGAGACUGCCCUAAAUGCAAAGGCCUACAAACGCAGCAAGCGGCAGUCCUUGCGCGAAGCACGUAUCACAGAAAAACUGGAAAAGCAGCAGAAGAUUGAACAGGAGCGCAAGAGGAGGCAAAAGCACCAGGAGUAUCUAAACAGCAUCCUCCAACAUGCCAAGGACUUCAAGGAAUUCCAUCGUUCAGUCACAGGGAAGAUCCAAAAACUGACAAAGGCUGUAUCCACUUACCACGCCAACACAGAAAGAGAACAGAAGAAGGAGAAUGAAAGAAUCGAGAAGGAGAGAAUGCGCAGGCUCAUGGCUGAGGAUGAAGAGGGCUAUAGGAAGCUGAUCGAUCAGAAGAAAGACAAGCGUCUGGCCUACCUCCUGCAACAGACAGACGAGUAUGUAGGAAAUCUGACAGAAUUGGUGCGACAACACAAGGCGGUCCAAGCCCUCAAAGAGAAGAAGAGAAGGAAAAAGAAAAAGGUGCAAGAGAGUGCAGAAGGACAGCAGCCUACACUUGGACCAGAUGGAGAGCCACUGGAUGAGACCAGCCAGAUGAGCGACCUCCCAGUCAAACUGAUCCAUGUGGAUAGUGGAAAGAUCUUGAUUGGCGCUGAUGCACCAAAGGCUGGACAGCUGGAUGCGUGGCUUGAAAUGAACCCUGGGUAUGAAGUUGCACCACGGUCUGAUAGCGAGGAGAGUGGAUCAGAAGAGGAAGAAGAGGAAGAAGAGGAGGAGCAACAGCAGCCUUCUGUCCCUACCCUGCUGCCUGUGGAUGAGGGCAAAAAAAUCACUGACCCAGACAGUGACGAUGUGUCUGAGGUUCAUGCACGAGCAAUAAUAGCUAAUGCCCGCCAGGAUGUGGAUGAUGAGUACGGUAUACCACAGACCCCAAUCUGUGGCCUCCAGUCUUACUAUGCAGUGGCGCACGCAGUAAGUGAGAAGGUGGAGAAGCAGUCAACCCUGUUAGUGAAUGGUAUCCUGAAACAGUAUCAGAUUAAGGGCCUGGAGUGGCUGGUCUCACUUUACAACAAUAACCUGAAUGGGAUCCUUGCCGAUGAGAUGGGUCUGGGAAAGACUAUUCAGACCAUUGCUCUGAUUACAUACCUCAUGGAACACAAGCGCAUCAACGGGCCCUUCCUCAUCAUUGUGCCAUUGUCGACUUUAUCCAACUGGGUUUAUGAGUUUGACAAGUGGGGUCCGUCAGUGGUGAAAGUCUCCUACAAGGGCUCUCCUAUUGCUCGCCGUGCUUUUGUUCCCACACUUCGCAGUGGGAAAUUCAACGUCCUCCUCACUACAUACGAGUACAUUAUUAAAGAUAAGCACAUGCUAGCCAAGAUCCGCUGGAAAUACAUGAUUGUGGAUGAAGGCCAUCGAAUGAAGAACCAUCACUGCAAACUUACACAGGUCUUGAACACACACUACGUAGCCCCCCGGCGCUUGCUUCUCACUGGUACCCCACUGCAGAACAAGCUUCCCGAGCUCUGGGCUCUUCUCAACUUCCUUCUCCCAACCAUAUUCAAGAGCUGCAGCACUUUUGAGCAGUGGUUUAAUGCCCCCUUUGCAAUGACUGGAGAGAAGGUGGAUCUAAAUGAGGAAGAAACAAUUCUUAUUAUCCGCCGUCUCCAUAAAGUCCUUCGUCCCUUCUUGCUACGUAGGCUUAAAAAAGAAGUGGAAGCUCAGCUGCCAGAAAAGGUGGAAUAUGUUAUCAAGUGCGACAUGUCUGCGUUACAGCGUGUUCUGUACAGACACAUGCAAGGCAAAGGGGUGCUGCUCACAGAUGGGUCUGAGAAGGAUAAAAAGGGCAAGGGAGGCACCAAGACCCUCAUGAACACCAUCAUGCAGCUGAGGAAGAUCUGUAACCAUCCAUACAUAUUCCAGCAAAUAGAGGAGUCGUUUUCAGAACACUUGGGAUUCACAGGAGGAAUUGUACAGGGGCAAGAUGUCUACCGGGCGUCUGGGAAGUUUGAGCUGUUAGAUCGGAUACUGCCCAAGCUGAGAGCCACCAAGCACAAGGUUCUGCUCUUUUGCCAGAUGACCAUGCUGAUGACCAUCAUGGAAGAUUACUUUGCUUACCGUGGCUUUAAAUACCUCCGAUUGGAUGGCACCACUAAAGCAGAUGACCGUGGAAUGUUAUUGAAAUCCUUUAAUGAGCCUGAUUCUGAUUACUUUAUCUUUCUGCUCAGCACACGUGCUGGGGGUCUGGGCUUAAACCUUCAGUCUGCAGACACUGUUAUCAUAUUUGAUAGUGACUGGAACCCACAUCAGGAUUUACAGGCUCAGGACCGAGCUCACCGAAUCGGGCAGCAGAAUGAGGUGCGAGUGCUGCGCUUGUGUACUGUGAACAGCGUGGAAGAAAAGAUUCUGGCCGCAGCAAAGUAUAAACUUAACGUGGACCAAAAGGUUAUCCAGGCCGGAAUGUUCGACCAGAAAUCCUCCAGCCAUGAACGCAAGGCCUUCCUGCAGGCCAUUUUGGAGCACGAAGAGCAAGAUGAGGAGGAAGAUGAGGUGCCAGAUGAUGAAACUGUGAACCAGAUGAUUGCACGUCACGAGGAAGAGUUCGACCUUUUCAUGCGCAUGGAUCUGGACAGGAGAAGAGAGGAAGCCCGUAAUCCCAAACGCAGACCUCGCCUCAUGGAGGAAGAUGAACUGCCGUCCUGGAUCAUUAAAGACGAUGCAGAGGUGGAGCGCCUCACUUGCGAAGAAGAAGAAGAAAAGAUGUUUGGCCGCGGCUCUCGUAACCGCAAGGAGGUGGAUUAUAGCGACUCGCUCACAGAAAAGCAGUGGCUGAAGACUGCGCAGGCCAUAGAGGAGGGGACUCUAGAUGAGAUUGAGGAGGAAGUGCGGCAUAAGAAAACAACUCGCAAGAGGAAGAGAGACAUCGAUCCCUGUAUGGUAACGCCAACCACAAGCACACGGGGCAGGGAGAGGGAUGAUGAGGGCAAGAAACAGAAGAAGAGGGGAAGACCCCCAGCCGAGAAACUAUCUCCAAACCCCCCAAAACUCACCAAGAAGAUGAAGAAGAUUGUGGAUGCCGUCAUAAAGUACAAAGACAGUUCUAAUGCUCGCCAGCUGAGCGAAGUGUUUAUUCAGUUGCCAUCACGUAAGGAACUCCCCGAGUACUACGAGCUCAUUCGUAAGCCAGUGGACUUUAGAAAGAUCAAGGAGAGGAUCCGAAAUCACAAGUACCGAAGCCUGAACGAUCUGGAGAAAGAUGUCAUGCUGCUGUGUCAGAAUGCUCAGACCUUCAACCUGGAGGGCUCCUUGAUCUACGAAGACUCGAUUGUGCUCCAGUCUGUGUUCACCAGUGUGAGGCAGAAGAUCGAGAAGGAAGAGGAGAGCGAGGGAGAUGAUAGUGAGGAAGAGGAGGAAGUGGAAGAAGAAGGCUCAGAGUCAGAGUCGCGCUCCAUGAAGGUCAAGAUAAAAUUGGGGCGCAAGGAGAAAGGUCAGGAGAGGAUGAAGGGACGCAGGCGAACCGGCCGAGGGUGCAGAGCCAAGCCAGUGAUCAGCGAUGAUGAUAGCGAGGAAGAACAAGAGGAGGCCAAUGAGCGCUCAGGAAGCGGAAGUGAAGAAGACUGAAGUAGAAUCCCAUAACAUUCCUUUAACCCCACGUCUCAUUCCACAGACACUGGAACGCCUAUUCCAAACACUCGGAAGUCCCAUGCACCCCCUAAGCGUCCCGCCUCUCGGAACCCUCCCCUUUCUGUGGGCCGCUAACGGGUACUAGUCAGAAAUGUAGUGAAAUGUACAAAAUAAAAUUCUUCCAUAUUUAUAUAAAUGAUGAGAUUUAGGGACGUACCCGUCUGUAGCAGCUUAUAAAGACAAAAGCAUUAACGAUCUGGCCCGACUGCUCGGCCUCUUGGGUAAAAAACAUUGACUUUUGAUUAUAUAUGAAUAUAUAUAUAUUUUUUUUUUAUGGCAGUACUGUUUGCGUUACAGUAUGAAUCACUGUAGUGUCGGUCCCGUGGAUGCAUGCAGUUAGCAAUCCACCCUUUUAGUACUGUAUUUUACAAAAAAAACAUCAAAAUAAAGCCCAGCGUCCUGCCCCGUCUCUCGCGCUGCGCAGGGAGGGGGCGGGGCUUACCGCGGUAGCUCUAUGUAUGUGUGUCAGUGUCACUGGAUUUCAAACCGAUAUAAAUUAAACCCAAGAUGGAAAACCUC